This is a messenger RNA of Malaya genurostris, 3239 nucleotides long. RefSeq lists its product as uncharacterized. The coding region runs from base 435 to 3104 and encodes 889 amino acids. Lineage: Eukaryota; Metazoa; Arthropoda; Insecta; Diptera; Culicidae. The record is from RefSeq and is a predicted model, not a curated record. The transcript is spliced from 7 exons.
CGGCGAUGUGUUCUUCGCUAGCAUUGGGCUUUAGUCUUUGCUAAUGGAUUCAACCUAACCGGAAAAAGUACGACAUUGCAAGUGUAUUACGUUUUGUGGGCGUCGUUUUCCCCCACAUUGUGUUUUUCAUGAAAAUUACUAUUUACAAUUACAACAGUACUAAGUGGGGAGUGUUUGGAGUUAUUCAAAUGUUGACUUACAAACUAAACGUUUAUGAUUAUUUCACCAUACUUGGUUCAAUUAGUGUAAAAGUGAAGUGAAUCAUAAUUAACGAAUGUGUAACGAAACGGUACAGGAACAUUCUUGCACUACUUUGUCUAAUUAAUUUCGAAAGUCAGAACAGAGUUACCAAAAGCCUGCAAACCUAAGUUUCGUACUAAUCUCGUACAAAAAUAUCAACAGUUCGGAAUAUACAAAAUAUUACCAACCAUACAAUGAGUUUGUCAUCAUUCCGGAUAUCGCUGUUGCAGUCUCUAGCGGUUACCAUAAUUUGUAAAGUGCUUCUCAUUCGGGCGUACAACAUUCCCCAGGAACUGAUUCAUUGUUAUCGGGGAAACUACACACUCCCCUCGGUUGGAUACAGUCAACAGUUACUUUUGGAGCUGGUACGAAAGAUCGAAACGCGGAACCCAACCACAUUGGAUAUGCGAAUGCUGAGCGUAGAUUUAAUGCAUCGUUUGAGAGUGGAUGGCAUCGAAAAGGCUCCUGGUCUGCAGGAAACUGAAUUCGUCACUCCGUACAGCACUCGCGGCAUAAUGGUGCCUAAGUACACGCUGUUGCUACAGCUGGUAUCCGAUAUACCAGGGUCGAUGGAGUUGGAGCAAUUUCUUAGUCCGUGGGAGAUUUGUUCGCUGCACCGGAUGCUCAGCAGUACCGUCGAACCAUAUCAACGAGGAGACGAACGUACAACCUGCCCGGGAACUUUAGCCGACGCUAGGAAUCCUCAGGCACCGUGGAUAGUUCAGAACAAGAGUAAACGUAAUCAUACUAGUAGUACCACCUUCGAUCGACCCAUCUCGCGCUGUCCGUUAGAAGGUGGCACAAUCCGGACUGCAAAGUAUGGUGCUGUAGCACCCGGAAUUGCCAUUAUGUCGAUUGCAGCCGGCCUUCAACCGCAGAACGUUCGUAUUAGUGAUUUUAUUUCUGCUUAUAAACGAAAAAACCCCUACGAAAAUCUUGAGACUAUGGAGCGAGUGGACACACGCAAGCAGCUGGAAAAGUUGUUCAACUCGAUGGAGGCAAUCGACAACACGUUCGUUUCCGGUCUGGCGGGAGAUUUGGCGGAAGUGUGUCUUUAUCAAGGCCCGUACGUAGGUACGGAUGUUCGGAUUGGUUUGAAUGGGACUUGGAACGAUACACACUUUCCUCGAGUUCGUUUUCUUGCGAACGAUCACGACGGUCGUUGGGAGAUGACGGAUGCUGAGAUUCUGUCCGGGAUCGAUGGCUAUUUUCUAUCGCAGCAAGUUCCCAACUUUGUCAAAAGGCUCAGGAGACUGCGGCUGUCGCAGGUGUUGGACAUGUACUACAGUGCCCGCGGAAUUCCGGUGGUUUCGAUUGAGAACGUUCAGACUCGAAAACUACACCAUAGUAGAUUAUCUGCUGCGGAUAUUGUAUCGAAGAAUACGGAACUCAAAGAAGACUCGCUCAAUACACUGUUUAACGCUGCUGGAAAGUCCAAGUUUCGUAAAGUGUUUGACGAUGAUGAAGACGAUGAAAUUCUAAGGGCAGAUCAAUCCGUUGUUAGUGAAAUUAACAAGGCUUGCUACAGGAAGGAAAUUCUAAAGACCAUCGAUAAAGAUCGGUUGAAGCAAGAGACCUUUAAUUUCGUGCAGGUCUUGCAGUUUACAACAGGAAGCGUCGUUGUGGAAGAUUCUUUGAUGCGCCGAAAUUGCGACGCAGCUGUGGAAAAAUUUUUCACGUAUGCUUCUGGUUUGAUGGAAACGGUAGCCGAUUGCAAUACAGUUGGAACUUCGGAUACCAAACCAAUCGUCGACUUACUGGUGGUGAUUGAUGGGUCAAGAAGCAUUUACGAGAACCAGAGGCUGAUUUUUCAUUUAGCGGAGUUGAUCGACAUUUCUAUCUACGGAUCACAGAUUUCUGUGGUACAUGGUCAAACGGGAGAAUUCAUAGUCAACAGAACUAGCAGCGUAGCAAAUGUUUUCGAACAGCUUUCCAAUUUCCAAGGAUCCUAUCCAACAAGCCUCUCCCUUUCAAAAAGUUUCGAUUCGAUAAUCAAUAGGUUAUCAGCUCAAAUGGAUGAAGAACGAGCCUACAGGACCGUCGGAGCAAAAGCACCGGUGAUAUUGACAGUUUCUCAGAAUCAGAAAAUUACCCAGACCGAUUUCGACAGUGCUCGACGAAUGUUAACAAGCUCAUUCGAGCAAUUUCCAGAUUUGUUCUUUGUCUUUCUUACCAACGACAAGCCCACAUUUGGUCAACUGACGAAUUUCACAGGUUUUUCACACAGCCGUCUUCCAGUAGAAGAACACUACAAAAUCAUCGAAUCCUCUUCAAAUGAUCCAAGUCAGUUCAGUGCGGAACUGUUUUCAACGUUGAAAGCGAUUCCACAGCGGUUAGUUGCUCCAUUCUGUCGAACCGCCUCGAACCGAGACAUGUGGCGCAAUGUGAACAUACGGGAGGAAUACGAACAGUAUAUUAGUCCCGGUGUUGAGCUUCGAUACCGGAUAAGUCGUAAUUUCCUGUGGAGCACCGACGAAGUGAGAAUUCAGUUUCAAAAUUCGGCUUAUGGCGAAUUCAGUGUGUGUGGCACACAAGACUAUCGAUUCACUGGAUUAUCGUGCAAAACUACUACACCAGAGAAUGAUAAUGUGUGGUUCAACUUCACCGAAUUGUGCUCCGGAGAACCCGGCCUACAGUGUUUGUCACUGUAUUUUACGGUGCAGAUGGAGAAAUCCUACAUGAAGUGUACCGAAAAUGACUGUCGUUAUCCGGAUCAAGUGCGAAUGGUCAUCAAACAUCAAGGGUUGCGGUGUCCAACUGAUACGGACGGGGUUAACAAGCAAGGAUCUGUGAAGUCGUUACUUGUAAUCGCUGUAAUUUUGUUACUUGCCAACAAUUUUUUGUUAAAGUUUAGGUUUCUUUAGAAAUGUAUCAAGUAUAAGUAACAGAAAAGUAAUCUUUUUUGCAGAUAAAGUUUGAUAUCACCCACUACCAGGCGUUUCCAUCGAAUGGGGUGGAAUGGAGUUGAAUUUAAUUCGCUUUGAAAAAGCUCUCGUGCA